Molecule: messenger RNA, 4823 nt
Organism: Acanthopagrus latus (yellowfin seabream)
Lineage: Eukaryota; Metazoa; Chordata; Actinopteri; Spariformes; Sparidae
Gene: adamts18
Product: ADAM metallopeptidase with thrombospondin type 1 motif, 18
Exons: 24
Coding region: 311-4069 (1252 amino acids)
Biological process (GO): proteolysis; extracellular matrix organization
Cellular component (GO): extracellular matrix
Molecular function (GO): metalloendopeptidase activity
Source: RefSeq, a predicted model, not a curated record
CUCAGUCAGUGCUCCUCCCGGUGAUCCCGCUACCUGCCGCUGCUCCUCACACACACACACGCGCGCGCGCACACACACACACACACACACACACACUCAUAUACACACACUCACGCUCAUGAGUGCGCGCUGCGUCUGUGCGCACCACCGGCUUCUGCAACCUGCAGCUGACUUCACCUGAGCGAACAAACCGGGGGACCUGACGACCAAACAAUGCGUGCACACUGCAUUAUGCGGUAUCGCAGGUUAUUACUACUUUUGCGCUCUUUCAGGAGGUAACGGGGCAGGUGUAAGCGCGCGUGCCAUCAUCAUGGAUUGUCUUUUUCUUCUGAUAUGGACUUUACCCAUCCCGCUGGUCGGCUGCACCUCACUCAGGCUCCUGUCCACUUUACUAUCCUGGAAUAUUAUCAAGACGCUGCACAUUUACUGCUCACACACCUCCCACAGUGUGUCGGCCAGCUAUUCUUCCAGCUACAGCCACGGAUUAAAUCUGGACUAUGUGUUCGUGACCCCGGUGGAGGUGGACUCCGAGGGAGCGUACCUGACGCACGAUGUGACCCGGCAAAGCCGCCGCAGCAGGAGGUCCCUCUCUUCUUCUCGGCACUACUGGAUCUCGGCUUUCGGACAGGACAUGCACCUGGACCUGCACCCGUCCUCUGUGGUCGGCCCAGGGUUCACCGUGCAGACGCUUGGCUCGGACGGCAUCACCACUGCGAUGGCCGAUGAAGGGUUCCACAGCUGCCUGUAUCAGGGAUUUAUCCGUAACCUGUCGGCCUCCUCUGCAGCCAUAUCUACAUGCUCUGGACUUUCAGGUUUGAUCCGUGUGUCUCAGGAGGAGUUUCUGAUCGCGCCGCUACCCCAGCAUCUGGCUGAACAGCACAACUACAGCGCCCCCGAUGGCCACCACCCACAUGUCGUCUACAAACGCUCGGCCGAACACAUUAUCCACAGAAGAUCCACCAGCCCAUCUAGCACCAGCUCUUCCAGACCUGACAACCCAUACCUCCAACAUCACCAUCAACAGCAGCAUCAUCAACACCAUGACUACCAGCAUGGAAAGCUGCAGAGGCAACACUUCUGCGGACGCCGCAAGCAAUACACUCCCAAGCCUCCCGCUGAGGACUGUUUCAUCAUGCCUGACGAGUUUGCGAUACCUGAGGCAGAAGGUUCAGGAAGGGCAAAGAGAUCGCCCAUUAACUCCAACAGGGUGGGGGGCCUGAACGUGGAGACCCUGGUGGUGGCAGACAGGAAGAUGCUGGAGAAACACGGCAGGGACAAUGUCACCACCUACGUCCUCACUGUCAUGAAUAUGGUUUCCAGCCUCUUCAAAGAUGGCACCAUUGGGACGGACAUCAACAUUGUGGUGGUCAGCUUGUUACUGCUGGAACAGGACCCGCUGGGCUUGACCAUCAAUCACCAUGCCGACCAGUCCCUGAACAGUUUCUGUCAGUGGCAGUCGGGUCUGGUGGGGAAAGGUGGUAAACGGCAUGACCAUGCUAUUCUCCUCACUGGACUGGACAUCUGUUCCUGGAAGAACGAGCCCUGUGACACUCUGGGUUUCGCCCCCAUCAGUGGAAUGUGCAGCAAGUACAGGAGUUGUACCAUCAAUGAGGAUACGGGGCUGGGCUUGGCUUUCACCAUUGCUCACGAGUCUGGACACAAUUUUGGGAUGAUCCACGAUGGCGAGGGGAACCCUUGUCGCAAAACAGAAGGCAACAUUAUGUCUCCCACUCUGGCUGGAAACAACGGGGUCUUCUUCUGGUCCACCUGCAGUCGACAGUACCUCAGCCGCUUCCUUGGAACAGCCCAGGCAUCCUGUCUGGUGGACGAGCCGAAGCAGAUCGGUCAGUACAAGUAUCCUGAACAGCUUCCCGGGCAGCUGUAUGACGCAGACACACAGUGCAAGUGGCAGUUUGGCUCCAAGGCCAAACUGUGCGGUCUUGAUUUUGUCAAGGACAUCUGCAAGUCGCUGUGGUGUCAUCGCACAGGACACCGGUGUGAGACGAAGUUCAUGCCUGCUGCUGAGGGCACUGGCUGUGGUCCUGAUAUGUGGUGUCGCAGGGGUCAGUGCGUCAAAUACGGGGAGCAUGGCCCGAGAGCGGUCCACGGCCAGUGGUCCACCUGGUCGCAGUGGUCCCACUGCUCCAGAUCCUGCGGAGGAGGGGUCAUGUACAGGGAGCGCUCCUGCACCAGCCCAAGGCCACAGAACAAUGGUAAAUUCUGCUCAGGGUCAAGCCGUCUCAACCAGCUUUGCAACACUCGGCCGUGUCCUCUUAACGCUGUGGACUUCCGAGCUCAGCAGUGCGCUGAGUACAACAGCAAGCCCUUCAGGGGCUGGUACUACAAGUGGAAGCCCUACACCAAAGUGGACGAUGAGGACAUCUGCAAGCUGUACUGCAUCGCAGAAGACUACGACUUCUUCUUCGCCAUGUCCAGCAAGGUCAAAGAUGGCACCUCCUGCUCUGAGAACAAAGGGGAUGUCUGCAUUGAUGGAGUGUGUGAGGCAGUAGGCUGUGACCAGAUCCUGGGCUCCAAGGCCUCUCUGGAUGCCUGCGGGGUCUGUAAGGGAGACAACUCCACCUGCAAGUUCUUCAAGGGUCAAUACACCCUCCAACACAGGGCUAACGAGUAUUACUCCAUGGUUAUAGUCCCAGCCAGGGCAAGAAGCAUUCGUGUUCAGGAAAUGGAAAUCUCAACCAGCUACCUGGCUGUUCGCUCCCUCAAGAGGAAGUACUACCUGACCGGGGACUGGACUGUUGACUGGCCGGGGAAGUUCCACUUUGGUGGGACCGUGUUUGACUACCAGCGCUCUUUCAACAAGCCGGAGAGCCUGUAUGCCGCUGGACCUACUAAUGAGACGCUGGUGUUUGAAAUCCUGCUGCAGGGAAAGAACCCGGGUGUGGUGUGGGAGUACACCCUGCCUCGCACCGAGAGGAAACCCGACUACAGCUGGGGUGUGGUGCGCUCUGACUGCUCGGCUCCCUGUGCUGGAGGUCGUAUCUCCACCAAGGCGAUCUGUCUGCAGGACCAGAAGGUUCAGGUCAACUCCACCAUGUGUAAUCCACACACCAAACCGACACUGGGCUCCCAUCUCUGCAACACACAGCCCUGCCCUGCAUAUUGGGCAGCAGGAGACUGGGGUGCCUGCAGUCGCUUGUGUGGAGGCGGUCAGCAGACCCGGACACUGCGCUGCCUGAGGAAGGUGACCUAUCAGAGGGAAGAGGUGGUUGCACACUCCCUCUGCCCUGUCAUCUCUCCGGCCCAGGUCCAGCCCUGCCACACCCAGGUCUGCCCGCCCGAGUGGAGCACCGGGUCCUGGUCACAGUGCUCCAAGUCCUGUGGUCGUGGACUGAGGAAGCGGAGCGUGUUUUGCCGCAGCACCGAUCCCGGGGCCAAGGCGGUGGUGGUGCCCGACAGCAUGUGCAGACAGCACCACAAACCCAAAGCCCAGGAGACCUGCGUCCUGCGGCGCUGCCCCAAGAACGAAAGGCUGCAGUGGAACCCCACUCAGUGGGGAGAGUGCUCCAGGUCCUGUGGCUCAGGCAUCCAGAAAAGAGAGCUUCGCUGCGGGGAGAGGGACUCAAAGGGAGGGUAUGUGGAGUUCCCCAUCCGGAGGUGCAGGCAUAUGGCCAAACCUUUGGUGGACCUCCAGCAGGGCUGCAACCGAGGUCUGUGCCCGGAGCUCCCACGUGUGGUCGCUGGCAGAACCACCUCGUCUGCCGUGGUCUUAGGCUGGUACUCCUCUCCCUGGCAACAGUGCUCUGUGUCCUGUGGCGGAGGAGUCCAGACUCGGUCCAUCCAGUGUCUACGGCAAGGUCGCCCUGCAGCUGGCUGCCUGCCCCACCAGAGGCCUGUCACUUCCAGGGCUUGCAACACACACUUCUGCCCUGAUGCUCCCCUGGCUCCGGUGCAACGGCCCAGCCGGGUCACGCCUGUUGGCACGACACUGAAAGAGGAACAGUGUGUGGACCACUUCAGCUGGUGCCACUUGGUUCCCCAGCACGGCGUCUGCAACCACAAGUUCUAUGGACAGCAGUGCUGCAAGUCCUGCUCCAGUAAGAGGUCGUAGAGCUUGGACACCUCCGGGUCUGUGGCUUUGGGCCACCUGGGAGCGAUUACUCACAACACACAGAACUGUCCUCGACAACUGGUGUGUUUUUCUUCCUGGAGUACUUGACUAACGGAUUUUUGUAAAGAAGUAAAAGAGAGACUCUGUUUGUCAAACACGGCAAUGUGGCUGCUGAUGCUCACCGGCCAAAGCAGUCAAGUCGCCAUGUGAACUGAUCACAUUGGAACUGGAAUGACAAUGAAAAAGAUAUUCUGAAGACGCAUCGAUGUAACAUAUAUCUUGUCAUUUUGUUGAUUUUUUUUUUUCCUUUUGAAACCUCUAAAGCUACAAGCCAUCAAGAGAACAGGAAAAGACAAUAGUGUUUCUAGCUUGCUUAUAUGUUGUAUUUGUAGGCGUUUGGUUUCAUACUCCUUUAUUUAAGUUAUUAUGGUUCGUAAUAUAUGAUUUGUCAGAUGUACAGUGGAUCUGUUGUGACAUGUUUAUCUAUGUUUGGAUAUACCAUAGGAUCGUGCCAGUCACCCUUGGAUCCACAGUAUGAGAUUGUUUAUGAGUAAUCAAUGGUCAGAUGUCCUCUGCACUUCCUCCUCACACACUCUCCGCUUGUUAUGUUUGCUGCUGCUCAUUUUUCGUGUCUGCAUUCCAUUCAUGUUAACGCUUUGAAAACGUGCCUAUCCGUGUACAUUUUACCCAGUCACGCUGUAAGUGGUCGUUUUUAUCUCUCCUGUAUGGUUAUGACAAUACAACUUGAUCAUUU